AUGUUAGCAACGGGAUGUUUUCUGCUGAAGGUGCUGGUGCUGGCAGGAACGGUCAUUGCGCUCCUGCCAGAGGAUCUGCUGGAGGAUCGCGCCGAUCACGUUCCGAUCAGCCUUCAGGAGGAAUGCGCUUCCAAAUGUCCGGACUUAGAUCUCACGCAGAAUCGAACGGACGACCUGAGUUCGGAGGUAGGAUGCGGCGUGAGAUGCAAGAUCGAUCAGUGUACAAAAGGCUGCGAAGCAUGGGAACAAGCGCUCGACACAAGCUGCCAAGCUGUUUGCAAUGGGACGCAAGAAUUGUUACCACCAAAGGAAUUGUACUGCGUUUUGGGUUGCCACGACGCGUUAAAUCGUUAUUUUCAACAGCUCAAAGCGGAAAUCGGCAUUCCACCAGCGCCGGCAUUGGUUGCGGAUUCAUUGACGGCGACAUCGCUCAGCCUCGAAUGGAAAGGUGUAGACAUAGACAGACGCGCUGGCAUUUCAUAUUUGGUGCAAUGGAGAUACGAAGAAUUAGCUGAGACGUGGCAAUAUUGCCGCAAUCAGUCAUGGGGCGAAGGUGAUCAGAUACUGGUCGAGAAUCUACAGCCGUACACGAAGUAUAGGUUUCGCGUAGCGCUACUACUCCUGAAAUCAUCGCAACACAAUCCAGAGCCGAUCGUCUCAGCACCGAGCGUGGUAAUAUUAACAUACGCGGCCGAUCUACCGACAUCAGCACCGGUAAUUGUAAGAGCGGCGGCGGUAGACAGUUACCGCGUCUCUGUGUCUUGGGAACCAGGCCCAUUCCCGAACGGGCCACUUUUGUCUUAUGUCCUGCGUCUGCAAGGGGUUGAACACAAGGGGUUGAACCAGCUUAAGGAUAUUCCAGUCUCCGAGAAUACCGAUCACUAUAUGUUUCAAAACCUCGAACCCAAUCAGAAUUAUUCUGUUAGUGUGACUAUGAGAAAUAGUGUCGGCGAGGGUCCGCCUGCAACUAUCUAUAUUUCUACGACUCCAGAACCUACCGUCAAGGAUACUCAACAACCGAUUCUCAUCCUCGGUGGUGAACAUUUGGUCAUGAAGCAGGGUGCUGAUAUGUUGGAUGAGCCUAGCGUCGUUUACGAAACCAAAAGUGUAAUCCGCGGCGUUGCAAUACACGUGGCAUCAGCUCAAUUAUUCGUUUCUACUUCGAUGGGUUAUGUGUACCGAACUUCGAUCAUCGAGCAAACCAUACCGAGAGCCAUUUUGAUCCCCAACGGAGUGAACUUCAAACCUUUGAGCCUUUCCGUUGACUGGCUGAAUCUUCACUUGUACGUCUUAGGAGAAGUAAAACACGCGACAACCGCGACGUGGCAAAUAGCCAGAUGCAAUCUCGAUGGCAAGAGUCUGACAGUGGCCGUAGCUGGAUUUCUAACUCGACCCUCACAUAUUGAGAUUGAUCCUUACAAUGGAUACCUUUUCUGGGUCACUAAAGCGGGAUUGUACAGAUUAGAUUUAGCCGUUAUCAGCAAUGGUGUGAAACAUGAGGUUCGACCAGAUUUAAUUCUCGAAGAUGCUCAUUUGGGUGCUUUUACGGUAGACCAUACGAAUUUUCGAUUGCUCGUUCCUGAUCACACUAAAAACACAGUUAUAUCUGUAUCAUUAGAUGGUCGCGAAGUUGUUAAUCUUCGCCCGAAUACGCAGAAACCGAAAUUCAAUAACGUUAUUUCACUAGCUAUGGCAAAUGGACUGUUCUACUGGACUAAUGGUGAAGAGGUCCUCACUGAAGGCUAUCAUGCUGGUCAAAACAGAUACUUCCACAAUUCCUAUCCUGACAAGUCUGACACUUCCUUCGUAAGCGUGACUGUAUUGAUGAAUGCAAGUCAGCCGGUUCCAGUGCCAGUAAAUCCACCGACAGGAGUGCAAGCUGUUCUAGGAGCGGAAAGAGCAAAGGUUUCGUGGCAAGCUCCUCACUUACUGGGCGGCCAAGGAAAGGGCGCCUGGCAAAACUGGUCAUACGAGCUCGAAAUCAAGGACGAAUCUACUGGCGAAACUAUUCAUCAAAAAGGUAUCGCCGGAUCGUCUCAUACUGUUCAUAAUUUGCGAGAAAGAUCGGAAUAUUCAAUCAAAGCCGCGGCCUAUACCAGCGCUGGCAGAGGACCGUGGUCCACAGAAUUUCGAGGACAAACCUUAAGAAACGGUUCACACGCGUCUAUCUUGUGGUCGUCGAAUGAAGGAAUUUUGAGAAGCGACGUAACUGGCGAAAAUAUCGACACACUAGUUAACAAGGCGAGUUUAAAGGAGUCCGAAAACGAAUUCCAUAUUGUUGAUAUUAGUUGGUACAAGGACGUGCUAUAUAUAGUGGGAAAUAAUUCCGCAUUGUAUCGUUAUAACGUCAGCAAUCAUCAGAAAACAAAACUCAACAUACAUUCGGUGGGAAGCGUUGCUGUGGACUGGAUAUCGAAAAAAUUAUAUUGGGCAAAUCCAAAACAGCAAAUUAUAACAAGAGCGAACCUGAAUGGGUCUCAGCAAGAGCCGAUGUCUAUCUUAGCAAUUGUAAAAGAACUCAUGAUUGACUCUCUCGAGGCGUAUUUAUAUUGGUCCACUGGUCACGCAGUGGAAGUUGCGCGACUGAAUGGUCAAGACAGAAGAUACUAUCACUUGGAUGAAAUUUUCAAUGGAAAACAAGUGAUGGGAUUAACUCUCGACACUGAAAACAGAUACGUUUACUGGAUCGUUCGGAGCUACGAAAGUGGAUCCAUUGUCUACCGUGCACCUACGUCCGAAAGAAUUUCAAUGAAUCAAAAAAUCAUUCCAGAAAAGAUUUCUGCUUUGCAACAUCCAAAUAUGCAAGGACCUUUGUGCUAUUUUUCUGAGCAUCUAUUGUGGCUACAGGACGACAGAAACGCAGUGAUCGGUGAUCUCUCCGGUCAGAAUACCGCGGUAAUCAAUGGAAUCACUUUGUCCAGCUUGUACAUGGUAGCCAUUGCGGAUCCCGCGCAUCAUCAGUAUCCAAAAAAUCUGACGUCAGAAACGGUGAUAGUUCUACCGAAUGCAGUUGAUUUCGAUAGCAUAAGAGUUGAAGGUACUUGGAGAAACUUCAACAUAUCAUGGGACCCCGUGAAGAACAUCAAUUAUGGUACGGUUUUUUAUGAGGUGAAAUUCGCGGAUUAUAUUAAUACGAAUUCAAACCCGGAAAUCACGAUCGAAACGACAAUGCCAUACAACAAUUCGGAUCAGAUCCUGCCCUAUUCUGUUCUGGAAGUCACUGUAAAGGCAUUUACUUAUUGGGAAACGGCGCACCAUUCUCGGAAAAUCCUGAGAUCUCCACAGAGCGUACCGAGCCAGCCAACAUCUCCCAGAGCAUUCGUAGAGUUUAGCAAGAAAAACGUACACAUGGAUAUGAAAGUUUGGUUGAUAUUUAGAUGGGAUCCGCCCGAGUUUACAAAUGGAGUAAUUCAAGGAUACAUUGUCGAAUGUUGGCAUGUCGUAAACGAAACGGAACUAUUUAUCUGUAACAAUUGCAGCAUCGAAACUACCACGUUGGAGUAUGCGACGUCUAAUGUAACAUCUAACAUGACCUAUUAUUGCAAAGUAAGAGCAUAUACUAAAAUCGGUGCUGGUCCUUACACGGAUCCUAUCAAUGUGUCGACCACAUACGAGAAUCCGGUGCCCAAAUUAUUAGUCGCCACAAAUGACGCUGUGAGAUUGUCAGAUUUGGAUAGAGAAAUCAAUAAUACGAUCACCAGGCACGUUGCGAAAGAGAUCGAUUACUUGGGAGAGGAAGAUAAGAUUUACUGGAUCAGCGAAAUGCAAGAAUUGGUGACAUCAUUGACAAAUGGAACCAACGUGACAAAAAUACUCAGUCUAAAUAGAACCAAUACGCACAGCCUCUGCGUCGAUUGGAUAGCAAGAAAUCUAUACUGGGUGGAAGGCGAAAACAAAGACAAUAACAGAAACAGUUACAUCAAAAGAUUGGAUUUAACAAUGUUGCAGGCAGGCAUAAUCAAGUACAAAAAUAUCUUAAGAAGAGGAGGAAGUAUUACAGUUUUAGAUAUCUUGCCAUCUCUGGGGUCUUUAUAUUGGAUUGAGCCAAAUGACAGUAUAAUGCAGUCGGAUUUCGAGGGAAAAAAUGUACAAUACUUUUUUGGAAAUAAUGAUAGCACAUGUACUUGUCCACAAAAACCAAAAAAUGUAUUCACAUUCACAAUUGACAAAACCAAUAUUCAAACACCGAUGAUGUAUUGGACAUCGGAUGAGAAUCGAUUAAACGUAGCUGAUAUUUACGGCUGCACGUGCGAAAUGAUAUUAAGAGCAAGUUCCAAUAUACAGAUUUUAACGAUCGAUAAAAUGAACAUAUACUGGUACGAUGGAAAAAAUCAAAUCCAUUUUUUGAGAAAGAAAUAUUUCUUCAUGGAGGACAAGGAAUAUGCAUCUAAUCUGGAAGUGAAGAACUUCUACCUACCUAAUGUAAAUCGAAUCACAGCCUUUGGUACAUCCUUGCAACCCUAUCCCAUCACGAAAUGUCUGAUACCCCAUCAAACGAGCUAUAAUGUUGAGAGGGUGAACGAAACAGCGAAUAGCAUCAUUGUUAAUCUUCCGGAACCCAAUCCUGAAUACGGAUGUCAAAAAUAUAGUUUACCCACUACAUUGUACACUAUCAAUGUAUCUCAUUGUUUGAAGAAUGAAUCCAAUAAGUGUGAGGAGAUCAGUGUGCAGACGUAUGAGAGGCGUUAUGAGAUUCAGAAUUUAAAGCCAUUCACGGAAUAUAAGUUGAAAUUGGCACUAAGCAAUUUAUACGAAAAGACAUUGGAAUUCGGCGAGGAGGUGGUGCUGAAGACCAGCGUAGGCAAGCCCAGCAGGCCGGAGAAUGUUACGAUUCAGGCUCUAACACCAACGUUGGCGGAGGUCUACUGGAUGCCACCCAAGAUGCUGAACUCCGCAGUGGUGCACUAUGAGGUGCAUUGGAGGUCAAAUGAUCUUUUGCAGAACGGCAUGCGACAAAAGGGCGAGCAAUUAAUCGAGGAGCCUAAACGCAUGGCGGAUGGCAGAUUUUUCACAACACUGCAGCCGUUGUUGCCAGGGCAGGAAUACCUGGUGUACGUUCGCGUGUAUCCUGUAAAUUUCAACGACUUUUACAACGACAGUUUCAGGCAACGCAUCCGCAUGUACUCAGAACCAAAUAAUUUAAUAAUGAACGGAGUCAGCGUAAACAGCAUGAAUAUAUCUUGGAUCCCGACCGUUAAUCUAACGAUUGGUUACAUAUUGGAAUACCAGGACGUUGCAAUGGAGAAGUGGCAAGUCGUGCAACACAUCGAAGUGAACGAGGACCAAGUGAUGUAUCAUUUAGAACAUUUGCAGCCACGUACUUUAUACAAGUUUCGCUUGAGGCUAAAAUAUCCCAAGUAUCAAGAUUUCAUAUGGGAACCAUCCGAUGGGAGAUUUACAUUUCAAACACUCGGUGAUGUCCCGAGUACUCCAGGGGUGCCUGUGGUAACAAAAUUCCGAAAUUCCGUGUAUCAAUUAAAUUGGGAACCCGCGCAAGCUCAUGGCUCACAGGUAACUUUGUAUCGAUUAGAAGGCUUGAUCAUCGACGACAGUUACAAGCAAGAUGACGGGAGUAAAGAGAACGAGCAAUGGGAUUUAUAUUAUAAUGGAACGGAUAAUUAUUGGAUAAUCCCUGGAGACGUGGAUCAGAAGUAUAAGUUUCGUGUGCAAGCCAAAAACGCUUACGGUUUUGGUGCUUGGAGUAAAUCGAGCGCGAUUAUUGAUCUAACGGAAUCUGCUGGAGGAAUAUUGGCUACACAACAACAUCUACCGCUGAUGCUGGGCCUCAUCGCGAUCGUUAUUACCAUAAUGUUCGUGUGCUUUUGUUAUUUUUUCUGCCCAGUAUACAGACAACGGAAAGAAGACAAGAAGACAGUUUUACCUCCAAUAGUGUCCGAUGUCGAAUUAGCGACCCUCCGCGAGAUCCCUCGCGGAAAUUUCGUUCAAUCUAACGCGCUUUACGCGUCUACGUUACAAAAUGAUCCGGAUGAUUCUGCACUGCCCAAAAUCAGACAAGAGCAAAUCACGCUGGCAAAGUUCCUAGGCAGCGGCGCAUUCGGAAAAGUAUUUCAAGGAAAUGCCAAGGAUUUAGAAGGACCAGGCAUAACGCCCGUUGCCAUAAAGAUGCUACGAAAGGAUGCCUCUUCGCAAGAGAAGACAGAAUUUUUGCAAGAGGCAAGGCUCAUGAGUCAUUUUCGUCAUAAACACGUGCUGAGGUUACUGGGCGUUUGCUUGGAUACAGAUCCUCCGUUACUCGUGUUGGAAUUAAUGGAGGCUGGUGACUUGUUAAGUUAUUUAAGAGAGAGCCGAUCCUUGCAACUCACAGAUCCGCACGCUCUGCGUCUGCAAGAUCUGCUCGCUAUGUGCGAAGACGUUGCGCGUGGCUGUCGUUACCUGGAGGAGUUGCACUUCGUACACAGAGAUCUCGCGUGUCGAAAUUGUCUGGUGUCUGCGAGAGAUCGCGAAAAUCGUGUCGUAAAAAUUGGCGAUUUCGGACUAGCCAGAGAUAUUUACAAGAAUGACUAUUACCGCAAGGAAGGAGAAGGUUUGCUUCCUGUUCGCUGGAUGGCACCGGAAUCCUUAGUGGAUGGGGUAUUCACUUCACAGAGUGAUGUUUGGGCAUUCGGGGUACUAAUGUGGGAAAUUACGUCAUUGGGUCAACAACCCUAUCCUGCCAGGAAUAAUCUGGAAGUGUUACAUUAUGUGCGUGCGGGCGGCAGGCUGCCGAAACCUCUCAACUGUCCUCCGACGUUACAUCAGCUGAUGCUGCGUUGCUGGAGUGCAGCAGACGCCAGACCGAGCUUCAAAAUUUGUCUCGAAAGCAUCGUCGUUUUGAGAAGUCACAUAGAAGACGCGGUGCUGAGCCCAGUGCAUGCUGGACAUUAUCUGGCACGCAGAGGCAACUCGUGGAAGUCCAGUAGUUCUGAGGGAAGCCGAGACAUGCAACCUUUUUUGCAAAAUUCAAACAACGCUACGCUCAAUCCGCAAUCCGGCGAGGCUCCAAAGUAUUUAGAAUUAUUAGCGGAUAACGAGGAUAUCGUCUUAAGGGAGAAUCCUACGAAUGGUUACGAAGUACCCCGUUCAAUUCACAUCUCGGAUCAGAACCUAGCAAAUAUAAGCAGGAUUAGUAGCACGAGUCAUAAUCGUAAGAGCAGUCUGCCUAUGGAGACUACAGAAGAGCAAAAGGAACGUUCGAUGGAAGAACAGAAGCAAUCUGACAGAAAGCUGUACAAAAGAUCAUCGAUCACUAGUUUAAACUUACCGGAUCGAAAGGGCAUGUCAAUUUCAGGAAUGCUGAAUAAAUGCAAUACCUUGGACAGCUCGAAAUCGGUGAACUCGAUCGCGAAAGUGACUCUGAAAAGGGACUCCUUCUCAUCCUUGAAUGGCCAACGAAAGUACAAGACCAGCUUGGGUGAGCGAAGGGACUCCGAGGCAAGCAUUGAAGGUAGAAGUUGUAGCUCGCAUAGCCUGGCGCCUUCCACACGUCCUAGUUCGUCUCUGAUCAAUUCGCAGACGGUCCUUUCGUCCCUGAAGAGCAACGCCGUCGUCUCGAACACCGUGAAUGGGGAAGUGCCUUCGGGCGAGAGCGUGGUGACGAAGAGUAUGUUGCCGAAGGUCCAGAGGACUCACUCGAACUUGCAGAAUGGCAAGGCGAAUAUACCGCUCGUGAUAAAUAGCACGUUGCUGAAUUUACUGCGGCAGACGCCCGUCGUCGAAGACGGUAGCAACAUCGUCACGUAUACAAAUAUAAACGUGGAUGCAGUCAGAGUGAAUGGAUCGUGAGUCGCCGACCGUGGCAAAUCUAAAGAUUUAUGCAAACAUUUCGUAUAAAUAAGCGAGAUUCGUACGAAUCGCUUCUGAGCUUGAAUGAUGUAAAUCGAGGCAAUUAAAUAUUCCAAUAUUUAUAAAGUAUGACAAUAGAUUCUAUACACAUCUACUCAUACUAUUUUUAAAGCAAGAUUUUUUUUUAUAUGAUUACUCCAUAGUAGAUCUAUUCUUUUCCAGAAAUUAUCCAGGUGGAUUUGCCUUGUAGCUAUGAAAAAUUACUCGAGACAGUCGCUACGAUUUUGCUCAAAUUUUUUUGUUUCUUUUCUUUUUUAUUCGAACGCAGUGCCUUAAAUAUAUCAAACUACAUACGCUCAUACAUUAAGCUCUGCUUAUACCAUUGAUGCCCAAGUAUUUCAUAUGUAAAGAUAAAAGAAAGAAAGAGCGGAGUUGACAAUAGCUUUAAACUGCCAUUUUAAUGUACAUACAUGAACUUUUAUACUCAAAAAUUUGUCGCGUAAAUAUGGCAGAUCGUUUUGGAACGUAAAAAUUUUGCAACUUUAGUAAUAAU
Atta colombica is the source of this 8335-nucleotide messenger RNA. It is a transcript of the gene sev, whose product is annotated as proto-oncogene tyrosine-protein kinase ROS. The transcript is spliced from 20 exons. Gene Ontology annotation, cellular component: membrane; signaling receptor complex. Gene Ontology annotation, biological process: protein phosphorylation; regulation of TOR signaling; positive regulation of kinase activity. Lineage: Eukaryota; Metazoa; Arthropoda; Insecta; Hymenoptera; Formicidae. Gene Ontology annotation, molecular function: protein binding; transmembrane receptor protein tyrosine kinase activity; ATP binding. Bases 1 to 7782 code for a protein of 2593 amino acids. The record is from RefSeq and is a predicted model, not a curated record.